AUGGCGGAGCAUGUUUUAGCGCUUAAGCUGCUUGUACUUUCCUUUCUCAUUCAUUUUUCUUUUUCUGAAAUAUUCGAAGACGUUUUUGACGAUGGAUGGCAAUCGCGGUGGGUUAAGUCCGACUGGAAAAGAGCUGAAGGAAAAGCUGGAACUUUUAAACAUACAGCUGGAAAGUGGAAUGGAGAUCCGGAUGAUAAAGGCAUUCAGACUCACACUGAUGCAAGACACUAUGCCAUAUCCGCAAAGAUACCAGAGUUCUCCAACAAAAACAGAACACUGGUUGUCCAGUAUUCUAUAAGAUUUGAACAAGAGAUUGAAUGUGGUGGCGGUUACAUAAAGCUUCUUUCUGGAUAUGUCAAUCAAAAGAAAUUUGGUGGAGACACCCCGUACAGUUUUAUGUUUGGACCGGAUAUAUGCGGCACACAAAAGAAGCAUCUGCAUGUCAUCCUCUCCUACCAGGGCCAGAAUUACCCCAUCAAGAAGGAGUUGGAAUGUGAAACUGACAAGUUAACACAUUUCUACACAUUUAUUCUUAGGCCUGAUGCCUCUUAUAGCAUUCUCAUUGACAAUCGAGAAAGGGAUUCUGGAAGCAUGUAUACAGACUGGGAUAUUCUUCCUCCACGGAAAAUCAGAGAUGUCAAGGCUAAAAAGCCUAAGGAUUGGGAUGAUAGAGAAUAUAUUGAUGAUCCUAAUGCCGUUAAACCUGAGGGAUAUGAUUCAAUUCCAAAAGAGAUACCAGACCCAAAGGCUACGGAGCCUGAUACUUGGGAUGAAGACGAGGAUGGUAUAUGGAAAGCACCAAAGAUACCAAAUCCAGCAUACAAAGGGCCAUGGAAGCCCAAGAGAAUCAAGAACCCAAAUUACAAAGGGAAAUGGAAGGUUCCUUAUAUUGAUAAUCCAGAGUUUGAAGAUGAUCCCGAUCUUUAUGUGCUUAAGCCUAUUAAGUAUGUUGGCAUUGAAGUUUGGCAGGUCAAGGCUGGUUCAGUUUUUGACAAUAUUUUGAUCUGUGAUGAACCGGAGUAUGCAAAACAAGUGGUAGAGGAAGUAUUCCACAAUCGGGAGAUUGAAAAAGAGGCUUUUGAAGAAGCAGAAAAAAUCAGAAAAGCAAGAGAGGAAGAGGAAGCUCAAAGAGCAAGAGAGGAAGGUGAAAGAAGGAGAAGAGAGAGAGGUUAUGAUCGACGCAGGGAUCGCUACAGAGACAAAUACAGAAGGCAUCCCCGCGAUUACCUGGACGAUUAUCAUGAUGAGCUUUGAGACGUUUGUUCCACCCGCUGCCCUCCUAGUGGUGGCAUUGCCUCUUCUUUCAAGUUGUCAGAGCAGGGGAUUGCUGAAAUAACAACAUUUUACCUUAGAGAGUAGUAUUUUUUGGUCCUAAGUAUUAAUUGUUCUACAAGUUUAUGUUGUAAUUUUUUAUUUGGAAGUAUCACUUGUGCAUUGUCAUAAAAAAACUAGUUGAAACGUAUUUUUGAGAUAUAAAGCCUGGCUCAAUCUAAAGUUUGAAGGUGAGUUUAAUUAUUCAA
Messenger RNA from Pistacia vera, 1520 nucleotides. Its product is annotated as calreticulin-3-like. NCBI's taxonomy places the organism in Eukaryota, Viridiplantae, Streptophyta, Magnoliopsida, Sapindales, Anacardiaceae. Gene Ontology annotation, cellular component: endoplasmic reticulum membrane; endoplasmic reticulum. The record is from RefSeq and is a predicted model, not a curated record. Gene Ontology annotation, biological process: protein folding. Gene Ontology annotation, molecular function: calcium ion binding.